This is a messenger RNA of Neospora caninum, 1104 nucleotides long. RefSeq lists its product as hypothetical. NCBI's taxonomy places the organism in Eukaryota, Apicomplexa, Conoidasida, Eucoccidiorida, Sarcocystidae. Gene Ontology annotation, cellular component: nucleus. Gene Ontology annotation, biological process: rRNA processing. Gene Ontology annotation, molecular function: nucleic acid binding; 3'-5' exonuclease activity. The coding region runs from base 1 to 1104 and encodes 367 amino acids. The record is from RefSeq and is a predicted model, not a curated record. The transcript has 5 exons.
AUGUCGACAGCAUCAGCACCCUCCCGCAACGGCAGUUCAAAGUGGAGUGGAGGUGCUGUACGUUCUCGAGCCGGUGGACAAGGGCGCUCUCACCAGCAACUGCGACAACUCUUCAGCCAAAGCCGAAGCCGGGGGGGUCAGGGGAGCGCUGCCGUCGUGCGCCCACCCGCACCAGCCGUUUCACUUGAUUGUGAAAUGGUAGGAUGCGGCCCAGACGGAAACAUCAGCGCACUGGCCCAGGUUUCGAUCUGCGAUGAAAAUGGUGACGUUUUGCUGGACGAAAUCGUUAUGCCUGACAUGCGGAUCACGGAUUUCCGUCACCACAUCACUGGCCUUUCGUGGAACAUCAUCCGGGACAGAGGAAUUUCUUUCGAGGCGGCUCGAACUCUCGUAACCGAUAUAACUCGAGGGAAGGUUCUUGUUGGCCACGCGCUUCAACACGAUCUCCAGGUCCUCGCUAUCGACCAUCCAGUGCACAUGAUUCGUGACACGAGCAAAUACAAGCCGCUGCGCCCCCCGGGCAUGACUCGGAAUGCUGUGCCUUCCCUCAAGCGUUUGACCAAUCAUUGGCUGAAUCGUGAAAUCCAGACAGGAAUCCACAAUUCUGUGGAAGAUUGUCGAGCGGCAAUGGAUCUUUAUCUGAAGUUCCAGUCGCAGUGGGAGCGGCAGUUCCUCGCUGUCACUGAUACACAGAAAAGUUGGAACUCGGCAAGCGGUUUGGAAGAUGAACAUGCCCACGCAUCAGGCAUUCCACAGACAGCGAACAAGUCCGGACAGGGUUCACGUAAGCGUUCAAGAUGUGAUUACGGAGCCUCGCGUCAGAGCGCCUCCGAAAGGUACGACUCCGAUGACAGCUGCGGCACGACUGAAGCGGCGAGUGUUGCAGCAUCGGAGGGUAGCCCUGCGUCCAACAAUGUUGGUGUCGAUGGCUGCAAGCCACACGGGUCGGUCGAUGGCAGCGCCCGAGGUGACGGCGUUAGCGGUUACGAUCCAACGAGGGAUGCAGAAGAAUUCCCCGGAGUUAGUUUCUCGGGACUGACGAAGAAGGAGCGAAAGAGGCUGAGGAAAAAGCUGCGUUCAGAGCACGCCGGAUCAUUGUUGUGA